Molecule: messenger RNA, 1475 nt
Organism: Fragaria vesca subsp. vesca
Lineage: Eukaryota; Viridiplantae; Streptophyta; Magnoliopsida; Rosales; Rosaceae
Product: NADP-dependent alkenal double bond reductase P1-like
Exons: 5
Coding region: 146-1210 (354 amino acids)
Molecular function (GO): 2-alkenal reductase [NAD(P)H] activity
Source: RefSeq, a predicted model, not a curated record
ACCGAUAUGCUAUAAAUAUAACAUCGACCUUGCUACAGGGUUGGUAAUGGUAUUACUACAAUACUGCUAAGUACUUUAAUUUCUUACGUACGUACCCAGAAACGAAAGGAAGUUGAUUGUUAAUAGCUUAGCUUGCUAGCUAGCAAUGGCAGGUGAAGUAGUAGCGAGGAACAAGCGGGUGAUAUUGAAGGACUAUGUGUCUGGUUUUCCCAAAGUGUCGGACAUGUAUGUCACCACUGAUAGCACAGUAAGUCUCAAGGUUCCAGCAGACACCGCCAAUGCUGUUCUACUCAAGAACCUCUACUUGUCCUGCGAUCCCAUGAUGCGGUUCCUCAUCAUGAACUCUCAGCAGAAAAUGAACAAAUACCUCUAUUGCACUCCUGGAUCUCCAAUACGUGGGUACGGUGUGUCUCAAGUUGUGGACUCGAGUCAUCCAGAGUAUAAACAGGGUGAUCUGGUGUGGGGGUUAACCACAUGGGAAGAGUACAGCCUCAUCACAGACGUCGUCUCUGAAACCUCACUCGUUAAAAUACACCACACUGAUGUCCCUCUUUCUUACUAUACCGGACUUCUUGGCAUGGCUGGUAAGACUGCUUAUGCUGGAUUCUCUCAAGUGUGUCCUCCUAAGAAAGGAGACAAGGUGUUGGUCUCUGCAGCAUCUGGUGCAGUUGGUCAGCUCAUCGGACAGUUCGCCAAGUUGGCUGGCUGUUAUGUUGUUGGAUCGGCCGGAUCUAAACAAAAGGUCGAUCUACUAAAGAACAAGUUGGGGUUUGACGAGGCUUUCAAUUACAAGGAGGAAAAUGAUUUAGAUGCCGCUUUAAAAAGGUACUUCCCUGAAGGAAUUGACGUCUACUUUGAGCAUGUGGGUGGGAAAUUGCUUGACGCAGUGCUGCUCAACAUGAAAGAUCACGGUCGCAUUGCUGUGUGUGGAAUGAUCUCACAAUACAACCUUCCAGAGUUUGAGCCACUUAAAAACUUGCUCCAGAUUGGAUUCAAGAGGCUCAACAUACAUGGAUUUACGCAUCGCGAUUAUAAUCACAUUGUGCCCAAGUACUAUGAGUUUGUGCUGCCUUACAUCCGGGAAGGUAAAAUAGUGUACGUGGAAGACAUUGUUGAAGGGAUUGAGAAUGGUCCAGCAGCACUGGUUGGACUCUUUACUGGUCGCAACUUUGGGAAGCAAGUAGUUGCAGUUGCACCACCUCAAACUUAAUACAUCCAGAUCGACGAGCUUCCUUCAUCAAUCCACAUCCUUGCUAGCUAGUAAUAAAAUUACUUUGUCGAUCGAUAUUUACUGGGAAGCAUAUAUUGCAUAAUUUGUAUUGCAUGUGUACUAUGUUGAGAGAAUAAAGAUUGUGUUGCAACCGAUUACUAUAUUGUACCUGUGCCAUUGUGUACCGAAUGAUUCUGAUAUGGUCAUAUGGAUAUACAUGACUUUGUUGUUUCCAUACACAAUUGGAUGUUGGAAACAAUUUGUG